UUGAAUCUGGAUUCAUUGCGAUUUGAACCCGCAACUAUAAAUUCCAUUUAUAUUUAUAUUUCAGGACAAAAAAUGAUCUGAGCUUUUACGUUACUCUGCAGGCUAACACCUCUUUCUCCCUCUUUUGGAAUAUUCGAGAAUUAGAUCCGUCCCUGAACUUCGAAAAUGCAGAGCACAGCUUUCACUCUCUCCCCUUCGCUUACUCUUCACAGACCUCGCGGACCUUUUUCCUGCAAUCGCUUCGAUCCUCCACACCUUUCUAUCUCUGCUUCCUCUUCCAAGCCCAAUGAAAGCUCCUCCUCCUCGUCCUCGUCUUUCCAUCGCCGAUAUUGGUCCGUUGCUUCUUCUUCCUCCUCAUCCUCUUUUAAGUUCAGGCCCUUGACAUCUUUGCCCACUCCUGCUUCCUCUGAUUCUGAUGCUACUACUCGGUUUGAGGCCCGGGCCACUUCUGUGCCUGAAAGCGCGGACGAGAGUCCCAACGCCUUAUUCAAAACCCUGCAGCUUGGAUCCUUGUUUGGCCUUUGGUACCUCUUCAACAUAUACUUUAAUAUCUACAAUAAGCAGGUCUUGAAGGUGUACCAGUUUCCAGUAACUGUCACUGCUGUUCAAUUUGCUGUCGGGACUCUCCUUGUCUUAUUUUUAUGGACUUUUAAUCUCUAUAAAAGGCCUAAAAUAAGUGGUUCCCUGCUUGCAGCCAUAUUGCCUUUGGCUAUGGUACAUACUUUGGGGAACCUUUUCACUAACAUGAGCCUUGGAAAGGUGGCCGUAUCGUUCACUCACACUAUCAAAGCAAUGGAGCCUUUCUUUUCAGUGGUCCUUUCUGCUAUAUUCCUUGGAGAGAUGCCGACUGUAUUGGCGGUCGCUUCGCUUGUGCCUAUUGUUGGUGGAGUGGCACUAGCGUCUGUCACUGAAGCCUCAUUUAAUUGGGCUGGAUUUGGGAGUGCAAUGGCAUCUAAUUUGACGUUUCAGUCUCGUAAUGUUCUCAGCAAAAAGGUCAUGGUUAAUAAAGAGGAAUCAGUGGACAAUAUAAACCUCUUCUCAAUAAUAACUGUUAUGUCCUUCUUUUUGUUAGCACCUGUGGCUAUCUUCAUGGAAGGCGUCAAAUUUACCCCUGCAUAUCUGCAAUCUGCGGGGUUAAAUGUUAGGCAAUUAUACACCCGAGCUCUUGUUGCUGCACUCUGUUUCCAUGCAUAUCAACAAGUUUCUUAUAUGAUAUUGCAGAGGGUAUCCCCUGUUACCCACUCUGUGGGCAACUGUGUGAAGCGGGUUGUUGUCAUUGUGAGCUCCGUCCUCUUCUUCAAAACACCUGUAUCACCUGUUAACGCUUUAGGCACUGGUAUAGCUCUUGCCGGAGUGUUCCUUUAUUCAAGGGCAAAGAGGAUUAAGCCAAAGCCGAAGACAGCUUAGUGUUUCGUAAAAUUGUGCUAGUCGCUUUGAGUUUAUUAAAGCCGGAUAAUAGCUGCAUUUUAUAAUUACUUUGUAGGUGAGGCAGGGAAUUUGAGUGUUGUCAUUCUUGUCCCCACACCUUUCUUUUGAUUUUUCCUUCUUGCCUUGUGAAUCUUAUUGUUUGUAGGAUGAAUAGCACCUGGUUGUUCUGCUGCAAGGAAAAUCUCUCAUCUGCUUAAGAACUACCUUCAAGUGUUUUUUUUCGAGUGUACAAAUACUAUGUCACUUGCACAAAUAUAUGUAAAUAGUCUUGUUAUAUGGUGGGGGA
This is a messenger RNA of Neltuma alba, 1714 nucleotides long. Its product is annotated as triose phosphate/phosphate translocator, non-green plastid, chloroplastic. The record is from RefSeq and is a predicted model, not a curated record. The transcript has 9 exons. Gene Ontology annotation, biological process: transmembrane transport. Gene Ontology annotation, cellular component: membrane. The coding region runs from base 166 to 1407 and encodes 413 amino acids. Gene Ontology annotation, molecular function: transmembrane transporter activity. NCBI's taxonomy places the organism in Eukaryota, Viridiplantae, Streptophyta, Magnoliopsida, Fabales, Fabaceae.